This is a messenger RNA of Arachis duranensis, 2638 nucleotides long. RefSeq names its product L-cysteine desulfhydrase. The transcript has a single exon. Lineage: Eukaryota; Viridiplantae; Streptophyta; Magnoliopsida; Fabales; Fabaceae. The record is from RefSeq and is a predicted model, not a curated record. The coding region runs from base 91 to 1512 and encodes 473 amino acids.
UCAGUUCUCGCCACUAUUUUAUUUUUCCAGCUCUUGCUUUUGGACACUCACUUCUUUACAUAAAAAGCCCUAGCUUUAAAAAUAUCGCCGAUGAUCACACUUUCCAAUAACCCUACCUUAAACCCAGUACCAAUGCCUCAGGACGACGAUGAAGACCCUCGAAACGGCGCCGUAGAGGCAAACGACCACGCCCACCAAAGCCCCUUAAAGAAGCCCAGACUGACCCGACCCAUUUCUGAACCCGACAUUCUGCAAGAGUUCUCCCACCACCAACAGGGCUUUGCCAGAAUUAACAACGGCAGCUUUGGGAGCUGCCCGCGGUCAGUUCUCUCUGCCCAGAAUACGUGGCAUCUCCGAUUCCUGCAGCAACCCGAUGAGUUUUUCUUCAACUCGCUCCGAAAGGGGAUCCUCGAGUCACGCGCCGCCGUGAAGGCUUUAAUCAACGCCGACGACGUUGAUGACGUGUCACUCGUCGACAAUGCUACAACCGCCGCCGCUAUCGUCCUCCAGCAGGUCGGCCGCCAGUUCGCUGACGGAAGCUUCCGCAAGAACGACGCCGUCAUCAUGUUCCACUGCGCGUUCCCGGCGGUGAAGAAAUCCAUCGGCGCAUACAUCGGCCCCGCUGGUGGCUCCGUCGUGGAGGUUCGGCUUCCCUUUCCAGUUCGCAGCGAUGAGGAGAUUAUUGCGGAGUUCAAGAAGGGGCUUGAGCGAGGUAAGAUUAAUGGCGGAAGGGUUAGGUUUGCGAUGAUUGAUCACAUAACUUCGAUGCCUUCGGUUGUUCUUCCCGUUCGGGAAUUGAUUAGGGUUUGCAGGGAGGAAGGUGUGGACCAGGUCUUCGUCGAUGGCGCCCACUCCAUAGGGAGCGUGCCUGUCGACGUGAAGGAAAUUGAUGCUGAUUUCUACGUGAGCAAUUUGUAUAAAUGGUUCUUUGCACCGCCUGCUGUGGCUUUCUUACACUGCAAGAAUUCGAAAGGUUUGGUGGAUUUGCACCACCCAGUCGUGUCCCAAGAGUAUGGGAAGGGGUUGGCGUUAGAGAGCUCCUGGGUUGGGAACAGAGACUAUACUCCCCAGCUCGUGGUGCCGUCGAUUUUGGAGUUUGUGAACCGGUUCGAAGGUGGUAUUAAGGGGAUCAUGAAGAGGAACCAUGAUGGGGUUGUGAAGAUGGGGACUAUGCUGGCUGAAUCAUGGGGAACAAUGCUGGGGUCGCCGCCAGAGAUGUGCGCAAGCAUGAUCAUGGUUGGAUUGCCUUCUAGGCUAUGUGUGACGAGUGAUGAUGAUGCCAUGAGUUUAAGGACGCACCUGAGGGUGUAUCACAGGAUUGAAGUUCCUACAUAUUACCAGGCUUUGAGGAAUGAAGAUAGGGAUCCCAAGGACAAGGACGGAUUUAUAACUGGUUAUGUUAGGAUAUCUCGUCAAAUUUAUAACACAGAUGAGGAUUAUCAUAGGCUUAAGAAUGCAAUUAAUCAGAUUUUGGAGGAUGGGAAAAUUUGCAGCAUGCUUCCUGUUGAGUGAUCCAAAAAGAGCGAAUAGGUAUUUUUUCCAUGACAACUUCACCCGCUUUUGAAUUGUUCGAUUUUAAACUAACAUAUGCUUGAAGAGCACAUUUUAUGAGUAUACCCAAUUUUCCUGUUGUGCUUGGAGUUAAACAUUUAUUCCACCUAGUUGCUUUGCAAUUUAACAUGUAGCAUAGCUUGAUAGCUUCUGAUCUCUGUAUGUCUAUAAUUGAUUGUACCUAUGAUUGAAAUUGUUAAAAGAAACCAUUAAACCAAGCUGUUGUUGGAGUGUACAAAUGAUCAACAUCCUUUAAUGAUCAUGUGCUGUUUGAGAAACUUUCCCGUCAAAGAACCAUUUGCAUUCAAGGAUCCACUGGCCAUUGGGUUUUUAACCAGUUCAGAACUAGUUUGGUUGUCUUCAAGCAAUUUUAUUUUAAGAAACUGAACCAAAAUUUCAGUUUAAAUUCAGUUGAAUUUGGUCUUUCUAAUGAACCAUUAGUAUAAGGAAUAGAAUUGUGAUAAAAUUGCCACAUAACUACAUAAUAGUAAUAGUGAUAGGGAUAGGGAUAGUGAUAAUGAUAGCAAUAGCGAUAGAGAAAGCGAGAGCCAUAGCCACAGCGAGAGCUACGGCCACAAUUUAUGACUCAAAAUUAUGGAUGUAUUCACUUUGACUACUUUAUAGUUCAUUGGAGCUCAUAAAUUUAGCCACAGCAACAAUGAUAGCAAUAUACGAUGUCGAUUUAUGACUCAAAAUUUUGAUGGAUGCAUUCACUUUGGCUACUUUAUAGUUCAUUGAAGCUCAAAAUUUUUUGGAUAUGGGUCCUCUGUGCUACAGGUGAACUGCAUUUACAUUGUAAAUCGAGAAAUAAAGAAACAUAUGAAUUGGUGUUUACCUAGUUAUUAUAUAAAUUUGCAUUUAUCUACUUUCUUUAGACAUCAUGUAUCUGCGUUUAAAAUAGAAAUGUUUAAAUUAGUGUCUGUUUCUAGGACUAUGAGAAUAUGUGUUUUUAAAUGGAAGAAAUAGUUACCAUGGUGGAAUGAAUUACAGUCUAUAAGUGGUUCCUGUUGUUGCACCCACAUUCACAUGGUGGGUUUGUAUGUUGAUGGUUACUUGUUUAAUGCAACUUGCUUGCUUGUUGAUGAUA